UUUCGCCAUCAAAUCCAAGAUGGCGACAUUUAUUGUCACGCAGCCGGUUUUAAGAGCAUUACAUUUCUAUUUUGUAAUACCGUAAGGUUGCAUUAAAAAAAUGCUCUCGAACUUACUUCGAACUUACAGUGGCAUCGAAACGUUAUUCCGGGCAAGUAGCUUGUCGAUCCUUUCUUCAGUUUACAGUAGUAUACGGAACUUGCAUAUUACACCAGUUCUGUGUGCGGAGCCCCUUAGGAAGAAAAAAAGGAUAGAUCCUCAGAUCUUGAGGAUGCGCGAACAAAGGAAAAUUAGGAAAAUUGAAAAAGGCAUUAGACUGCUGAAAAGACAUGGAAAAAAAUUGAAACCAAUAGAUGAAAUGGAAGUUUCGCCACGACUCCAAAAGGAAUUAGGUCUCCGUAAACGAAAUAGCGAGCCGAUCACAGAUAAUGUCAUAUCUUUUAGGGAGGAUUUGAUGCGAGCAUGGGGUAAUAUUAGAUCUCUACAAUACCGCGAAGAGGCUAAGAUUAUACAAGCAAUGGUUGAGUGUCAAUGUAAAGCAUUAGAGGAACUUCGAUUUGCUAGCCCCACACUAUAUCAGGCGGCUGUCCAGCCUGAUGAGCAGUUGUUGCCAGUAAAGUUCUUAGUCCUCACCGAGACGCCAGCUAUCAAGAAUUACGACGUACCGGAUGGGAAGUACAUCGACGUAUCAAAAAAAUGGAGGCCUUAAGUAUGCUUGGCGCAGACUAAGUUAGAGAACCCAGCAAAUGGCAGUAAAGGCCGCAUCUAAUACAACCAAGAAAUCGUUUAAUUAGCAUAAACGUUACCGUUACAACAAGGGGAUCACGUAGAAUUGAUUUACCUACUUUGACCAAAAUACUUCGACCGCUUUGUUGGCAGCUUUAUACAGUAAUAUUCUUGUUCUUCAUUCGACAGUUCAUGUUUUUAGAAUAAAAAAAUGAAGUAACUUAAAAAUAA
Molecule: messenger RNA, 957 nt
Organism: Varroa destructor (honeybee mite)
Lineage: Eukaryota; Metazoa; Arthropoda; Arachnida; Mesostigmata; Varroidae
Gene: mRpL40
Product: mitochondrial ribosomal protein L40
Cellular component (GO): mitochondrial ribosome; mitochondrial large ribosomal subunit
Source: RefSeq, a predicted model, not a curated record